Camelus dromedarius (Arabian camel) is the source of this 3152-nucleotide messenger RNA. RefSeq names its product solute carrier family 4 member 11 (gene SLC4A11). Gene Ontology annotation, biological process: monoatomic anion transport; transmembrane transport; monoatomic ion homeostasis. Gene Ontology annotation, cellular component: basolateral plasma membrane; plasma membrane. The record is from RefSeq and is a predicted model, not a curated record. NCBI's taxonomy places the organism in Eukaryota, Metazoa, Chordata, Mammalia, Artiodactyla, Camelidae. The transcript is spliced from 20 exons. Gene Ontology annotation, molecular function: solute:inorganic anion antiporter activity. Bases 221 to 2782 code for a protein of 853 amino acids.
CCGGCCGCGAGCUUAAAGACAACGCCCGGGAGGCCCUCCGCUGUGCUCAGCUCCGGGGGUCUCUGAGCCCACCGCGUUUCGUCUCAGAAACUUCGCAGUCCCGCUCACCCUCUAACCCGGCGACUCCUGGGCGGGCCCGCGGGUCCUAAGAGCCCGAUCUACGCGUCCUGGCUAAGUUGCCACGGGCUCCAGGGAGCAGCCCGUCCGAGAAAAUUCUGUGAUGUCUCAGAAUGGAUGCCUUGAGGAUGCAGGCUACCUCAAGUGUGACACGGAUGAUGCCUCUGAAACCCGUGAGGCGAGCCUGGGGGAUGAGGCCUUCGACACGGUCAACUCCUCCAUUGUGUCUGGCGACAGCGUGCGUUUUUUUGUCAACAUCAACCUCGAGGUGCAGCCCAGCCAGUCUGGGAGUGAAUUGCCUCGUGGCUCCGGGCUCCUCCACACCUCCCGCAAGUUUCUGAAAUUAAAGAACUUUGAGGAAGAGAUCCGUGCACACCGGGACCUAGAUGGGUUCCUGGCUCGGGCCAGCAUCAUCCUGAAUGAGACGGCCACCUCCCUGGAUGAUGUGCUGCGGGCCAUGCUGUGCCGCUUGGCCCAUGACCCCCACAAUACCGAGCCUGACUGCAACUUGGAUGUGCUCAUGGCCAUGCUCUUCACUGAUGCCGGGGCCCCCAUGGAGGGUAAAGCAGUUCACCUGCUGUCAGAUACCAUUCAAGGAGUCACUGCCACAGUCACAGGGGUCCAGUACCAGCAGUCGUGGCUCUGCAUCAUCUGUACCUACAAGGCCCUGCUGAAGCGGCACGUGUGCAUCAGCCGCCUGGUUCGCCCGCAGAACUGGGGGGAGAAUUCUUGCGAGGUGCGGUUCGUCAUCCUUGUGCUGGCACCACCCAAGAUGAAAAGCACCAAGACUGCGACGGAGGUGGGACGGACAUUUGCCACCAUGUUCUUAGACAUCACUUUCCGCCAGAAGCUCCUGAAGACCCACACAGAGGAGGAAUUCAAGGAGGCCCUGGUACAUCAGAGACAGCUGCUCACUGUAAUGAGGCAGUGUUCGAGCAUCAGCACAGAGAGCACCAUCUACACCCACAGAUCCUCACAGCCCCCGCAGCACACAGACUUUCUCCCUGUGGGGAAGGGCAUCCGUGAGGACAUCGCCCGCAGGUUGUCCGUAUACCCGCUGGACUUCACCGACGGCAUUAUCGGGAAAAACAAGGCUGUGGGCAAAUACAUCACCACCACCCUGUUCCUCUACUUUGCCUGCCUCCUGCCCACAAUCGCUUUUGGGUCCCUCAACGAUGAGAACACGAACGGGGCCAUUGAUGUGCAGAAGACCAUGGCUGGGCAGAGCAUUGGAGGCCUCUUGUACGCACUUUUCUCCGGGCAGCCGUUGGUGGUGCUUCUCACAACCGCGCCUCUGGCCCUCUACAUCCAUGUGAUCCGUGGCAUCUGUGACGACUAUAACCUGGACUUCAAUACCUUCUAUGCAUGGACAGGCCUGUGGAACAGUUUCUUCCUCACGCUUUAUGCCGUCUUCAACCUCAGCCUGGUUAUGAGUCUCUUCAAGAGGUCAACGGAGGAGAUCAUUGCCUUGUUCAUUUCCAUCACAUUCGUGCUGGAUGCUGUCAAGGGCAUGGUCAAAAUCUUCCAGAAGUACUACUAUGGCCACCACCUCAGGAACGAGUAUAAAGAUAGCGCUGCCCCAGCGAACCUCCUGGGCCUCAGCACCAGCCUCAACACCAGCCUCCACACUGCCCUCAACACCAGCCUCCUGGCUGGCCCACCAGAGCUGACUGCAGUAGGCAACCAUGCCCCCGAGCCCCCGGCCCGAGACACCGCCGUGCUCAGCCUCCUCCUCAUGCUGGGCACACUCUGGCUGAGCUACACUCUCUACCAGUUCAAGAAGAGCCCCUACCUGCACCCCCGUGUGCGUGAGAUCCUGUCCGACUGUGCCCUCCCCAUCUCAGUUCUCACCUUCUCCCUGAUUGGUUCCUACGGCUUCAAGGAGAUUAAGAUGAGCAAGUUUCGCUACAACCCGAGCGAGGACCUGUUUGGGAUGGCAGAGAUGCGCUCGCUGUCCCUAACGGCCAUCAGCAGCGCCAUGGGCCUUGGCUUCCUCCUCUCCAUGCUCUUCUUCAUCGAGCAGAACCUGGUGGCUGCCUUGGCUAACGCCCCAGAAAACAGGCUGGUGAAGGGCACUGCCUACCACUGGGACCUCCUGCUCAUCGCCAUCAUCAACAGCGGGCUGUCUCUGUUUGGGCUGCCCUGGAUCCAUGCUGCCUACCCCCACUCCCCACUGCACGUGCGGGCGCUGGCUUUGGUGGAGGAGCGUGUGGAGCACGGGCACAUUCAUGAUACGAUCGUGAACGUGAUGGAGACGCGGCUGACCACCCUGGGCGCCAGCAUCCUGGUGGGCUUCUCCCUCCUGCUGCUGCCCUUCCCACUGCAGUGGAUCCCCAAGCCUGUGCUCUACGGCCUCUUCCUCUAUAUCGCCGUCACCUCCAUCGACGGCAACCAGCUGUUUACGCGCAUGGCCCUGCUGCUCAAGGACCAGACCUCAUACCCACCCACCCACUACAUCCGGAGGGUGCCGCAGAGGAAGAUCCACUACUUCACUGGCCUGCAGGUCCUGCAGCUGCUGCUGCUCUGUGCCUUUGGCAUGAGCCCCCUGCCCUACAUGAAGAUGAUCUUUCCCCUCAUCAUGAUUGCCAUGAUCCCCAUCCGCUACAACCUGCUGCCCCAAAUCAUUGAAGCCAAGUACUUGGACGCCAUGGAUGCUGAGCACUGAGGCCCUGGCCACACCCCACUCGUCCAUCCCUCUGGCUCUUCCCAGGCUGGCUCUGUGGCUAUGUGUGGGGAAAUGUGGGUAUCUUCUGGGGUGCUGCUCUGGGCUGUACCCCAUCACAGCUGCCCCAACCAGCCUAGGGCAUCUGGGCAUCAGGGAGGCUAUGUGGUGUGUGUCUGCUCCCCUCCCGCUAGCCUUUUGCUUUGGGUCCAGAAUACUGCUCAGGGCAGCUUCUGCCCAGGGUGGGACUAAGCAGGACGGAUUUUCUUUUGAUAAAAGAGUCAGAUGCCUGAAAGAGAAACCAUUUCCUUGAUUGUGUAAGGAAAUUGCUGUGUGCGCAUUAGAGAAUAAAGCUCCUGUUUCUAUGCUUCUA